This is a messenger RNA of Neurospora crassa OR74A, 1893 nucleotides long. RefSeq lists its product as hypothetical. Gene Ontology annotation, molecular function: transmembrane transporter activity. Lineage: Eukaryota; Fungi; Ascomycota; Sordariomycetes; Sordariales; Sordariaceae. The record is from RefSeq and is a predicted model, not a curated record. Gene Ontology annotation, biological process: transmembrane transport. The transcript has 5 exons. Bases 1 to 1893 code for a protein of 630 amino acids.
AUGGAGAAGGAUAUCACAGACGAGAUCGUUAUGAGCGAUCCCAGCCCAACAUCAACACCAACGCCGACACCACUCGAGAAGAAGAACCCCUUGGAAACAAUAACACCAGUCUCGGCCAACAGCAGCCUAACGGCUCUCGACCGGGUGGUUGAAGGACAAUCCACCGGCGAACCCACGACACUCGUUGUCACUUUUGCUCCCAAUGACCCUGAGAAUCCCCAUAACUGGUCCAAGGCCAAAAAACUCCUCAUCAUCCUUGCCGCAACCCUGGCCUCGACCAACUCGGGCUUCGGCUCCGCCCUCUGCUCCAACCUCAGCCCGCUUCUUGCACUCGAAUUCAACUUCCCCACGCCCGGUCCCCAAACGAUCCUCCCCACCUCGGUCUACCUGAUCGGCUUCAUCUUUGGUCCGCUCAUCUGCGCCCCCUUGUCGGAAACGUAUGGCCGUCGUCCCGUUUUGAUAACGGGCUUCUCCAUCUUCUUUUUGGCCACACUGGGAUGUGCAUUGAGCAACUCGUGGGCGCUGUUUUUGGUAAUGAGGCUGAUUGCGGGCACGGCGGGCGCGCCGCCCAUCAGCGUAGGUGGAGGCGUGGUGUCGGAUGUGUUUGCGGAUAAGGUUAUGCGGGGGAGGAUGAUGAUGAUUUGGAGUGCGAGUUCGUUUGUGGGGCCGUUGGGGGCGCCGAUUCUGGGCGGGUUCUUGGGGAGGAGUAAGGGGUGGAGAUGGGUUUUUUGGUUCGCGUUGAUGCUCGCUGGAGUCUCAUUCUGCGCGGUGGCCUUGAUGCCGGAGACGUUCCAUCCUAAACUGCUGAAGAUUAGGGCCGAGAAGCUGAACAAGCAGAUGGAAGCUGAAGGCAAGGCAAAGGGGGUGAGGUAUGUUGCCCCGGUUACUGGCGGGGGAAAUGCCGAUGGAGAGAAGAUGGGUGUUUUGAGGCAGCUUAGUAUCACGCUCUCGCGACCCAUUUUGUUGCUCUGCAACGAGCUCCUCCUCGGCUUGACAUGCCUCUACCUGGCUUUCGUCUAUGCCGUCUUUUACAUGAUGCUCAAGAUCGGCGGCACCAUCUGGAGCGGCACCUAUCACUUCUCGCCCGGCAUCGCUGGCGUGGCCUUUAUGACUAUGGGCUUGGGAACCAUCCUUGCCUGCUUCGUCAUCAUUUGGUACGACUCGUAUGGUCCCAAGUUUGCGGCCCGCCGUCCUGCCGAUCGCAAAUCCGAAUACCUGCGUUUGCCCGUUGCUUGCGUCGGCGGUCCGAUCUUUGUGAUCAGUCUGCUCUGGCUCGGCUGGACCAGCAGACAGAGUAUCCAUUGGGCGGUUCCCCUGGUGGCGACGGUGCCGUAUGGGUUUGCUUACCACAUGAUCUUUACUGCCAUGAUUAACUACGUGACGGAUGCCUACUCCCCGCUCAACUUUGCCGCCUCGGCCCUCGCAGCCUGCGGUACCACUCGGUCGAUUGCCGGUGCCCUUAUUCCCCUGGCGAUCGAUAACAUGCUCGCUGCCUUGGGAGUCGCAUGGGCCAUCACGGUGCUGGCUAUCGUCAGCGCCGUUUUGUGUCUGGUGCCAUUCGCCUUCAUCGUCUAUGCGGAUGCGAUCAGGGCUAGAAGUCCUUGCUCUCGACUGGGUGGUUUGACGGCGGAAGACCUCGGGGCGGAGUCGGAUGAGGAGGAGGUCGAAGAGGAGGUUGAGGAGGGAGGCAACAGGGAGGAUCUGGAGAAGGGAACUGGAGCUGCGCUUAAGCGGGAGAGGACGCAGAAGUCGCAGAGGACUGUGAGGAGUCACAGGAGCAGAAUGAGCAGGAGGAGCGGGAUGAGCAGGAGGAGUGGAAGGAGUAUAUUGGAGAUGAGCGGUGCGAACGAGGUGGGAAUGGGCGAGUUGACGAGGAGUUUGUCUGCUCUUUAA